AUGAGCUACAGAAGACGAGACAAGCACGACGACUCGCCCCAGGAGGACAGCGGCGCCUCCAAGGACGACUUUAGCCACUCCAAAGACGACAAUCGCCACUCUCCAUACUUCGUUGCAAAACGACACCACACCUCAGUCGCCACCCAUCUUGGAUCCAUCCAUUACCAGGCGCUAGCAUUGGUGUUCGUGGCGUGGCUAGCAGCGUUGCACUACUUCGAGAGGAUAGAAGUGGCUAGUGUCAUCAACAAGUGCCAAUGGACUAACUGGGAACUGUGGCCUCUGGGAACAGAACCACACCGUGUGGCAUUUUUGGCAGAUCCCCAGAUAGUGGACGAGUACUCGUACGAGGGCAGACCAGCGUUGUUGAACUACAUCAUCAGGCGAAUUGCUGACAACUACCUCCACAGAAACCACCGCUACAUCCAGCAGGUGCUUGACCCCCACACCACCAUCUUCUUGGGCGACCUCUUCGACGGGGGACGGGAGUGGGAUGAUGAUGUAUGGCUCAACGAGUACAGACGCUUCAACGCAGUGUUUCCCAAGCAAGCCAACAGAAGAACCAUCAACAUCGUCGCAGGAAACCACGACAUAGGCUUUGAGAAAAUUGACCACCAUGUGCUCCACCGGUUUGCCCAGUACUUUGGCGACCUGAACGACUACGUGGAGUUGGGCAACCACACAUUGGUGUUCUUGGACACCAUCUCGUUGUCACACCCAGACCCAGUCGUGAAUGCUGCACCCAAGCAAUUCUUGGACACCAUCAACGACAAAAUCAACACCAAGUUUCCACGCAUCUUGUUGCUGCAUGUGCCUCUCUAUCGCUUCAACGACAAGUCGCCCUGUGGGCCAUUGCGUGAGAAACAAACCCCGUUCCCCAUCCAGAAGGGCAAGCAAUAUCAGACAGUCAUCGAGUACGACAUCAGCCAGAAAGUUCUCGCGACCAUCAACCCGGUGGUCCUUUUCGCAGGCGACGACCAUGACUAUUGCGAUAUCCACCAGUUCUACACGUUUGAAGAUGAACUACGCAUCGCCAGAGAAAUCGCAGCCAAAUCGUGUGCCAUGACCAGUGGAAUCAAGUACCCGGCAAUACAGUUGCUUUCAUUAAAUAAUCCAGUGGAUGGCCAUUUGAAUCCGAUAGACUCCGUGGGAAAACCUGCUGGCUCAAGUUAUCCUAGGAACGAUUUAAGAUCUAGCGACUCGACGUUCACCUACAACACAGAAUUAUGUUACAUGCCAAAUCCAUACAAGUCGUUGCGGGUAUACGGAUUAAUUUUUGAAUCUUCCGCAGGCUGA
Messenger RNA from Suhomyces tanzawaensis NRRL Y-17324, 1293 nucleotides. RefSeq names its product putative lipid phosphatase. The coding region runs from base 1 to 1293 and encodes 430 amino acids. Gene Ontology annotation, molecular function: hydrolase activity. Gene Ontology annotation, biological process: GPI anchor biosynthetic process. Lineage: Eukaryota; Fungi; Ascomycota; Pichiomycetes; Serinales; Debaryomycetaceae. The record is from RefSeq and is a predicted model, not a curated record. The transcript has 2 exons. Gene Ontology annotation, cellular component: endoplasmic reticulum.